This is a messenger RNA of Rhagoletis zephyria (snowberry fruit fly), 4905 nucleotides long. It is a transcript of the gene Epac, whose product is annotated as Exchange protein directly activated by cAMP. The record is from RefSeq and is a predicted model, not a curated record. Gene Ontology annotation, cellular component: plasma membrane. Lineage: Eukaryota; Metazoa; Arthropoda; Insecta; Diptera; Tephritidae. Gene Ontology annotation, biological process: Ras protein signal transduction. Gene Ontology annotation, molecular function: guanyl-nucleotide exchange factor activity.
AAUUAAAAAGUGAAGUGUUGAGAAAUUAAGCUUAAAAUGAAAUCCAAAAAUAAAAAAAUUAUUUCGCUUUCGGCUCUAACUAGAAGUAUUUAAACGGCAUAUUAAACAUUUGCAGACGAAAAAUCUACGGUACAUACAUAUGUAGUUGGUUGGGUUGUUCACGUGCGGGCUUAUAAUUUUUUUACAUGCCAAACAUAAAUAUGUAUGUACAUAAUUGAAAAAAAAAAUCGUGUCAAAACGCCACGGAUAAAACAACCAAGACCCCAGAUCUUAAAGGUUGGAGCUUGGCUAUCGGAACGACUACAACCGCAACAACAAGAUCUAUAUCCAGUGGCGAUUUGAGGCAAAAUCAAAGCCACAACUCGAAAGUGGCACAAUAAAUCACAAACAUUAAUAAAACUGAUGCAGAAACAAUUGGAAAGCAUCAAAGCGGUCAUAUUUGACAUAAAGAAUAUCAAUUACACGAGUAAACACGCUGUCAGGUGUCCUGCCUGCCGCAUCGAUAAGCGGUCCCCUAAUAAAAAGCGCUGGUCGUGAGGGAAUUGCCUGUGAAACGUUUGUGUGGUUGUGUUUCGCUGUGUUACGCUGGUCGCAACAUUCUAGAUUGAAUUAUUACUACCACGGUUGUCACAACUGUUUCUUUAAAAGCACAACGAAACUCACGAACACACCUGACAAUAAUACAAUAAAAAAAACAAAAUACGAUAAUGUUAGAAUGGUAGAGGGAGGCAAACAAAACUCAACAAAAAAAAAAAAACGGUUAGCGUAAGCAAGUCGAAAAUAAAGUGCAAGUUCUGAACCUCAGUAAGGAUUCAAUUAAAGUUGUGUAUUUAAGUGAGAGCAUAGCUUUGUUGGUAUUACUGUCGAAGGUAAGCCCCAAACAUCUUUCAUCCGUCGCUCAGCGAAAAGAAAGAAAGCUGGUACAUAUUACGUAUGCAUGUAUGCAUGUAUGCAUGUAUGUACGUGCGUUAGUGUUCGAAUAACAAAACAAAUAAAUUCUACAUGCAAGUAUUUAAGUGAAACAGUUACAAGACAGUUUUCUCAAAAAAGUGCACCUUGCCAUGAAAGACAAAUAUUAACAAUAACGGUAAAUAAUUACCACUAAAUGUAACGAUUUGCCCACGGGAAUAGUGAAACGGCACUUAAGGGAGAUCGCCGACAUUGGUCAUGUAACUAGGUGACCAGGUAUACAAUAAAACAAGGGCAACAAAAAGUUUCCAAAGAAGUCGAAUUGUUUAAAAUCGAUUUUAUAUUGAGUUGCUGUUGUGUGUUCGAAGAUAUAUAUAUAUAUAUAUACAUAUAUAAAAGGAAUAUAGCCUGCUCGCAGAAAUCGUGAAAAUUUGAAACAAAAUGGCAAUGGAAUGGAUAACAGCGAUGGACAAGCGUCCUUGUGAUCGUAAUUUAAGAGAUGCUGAACUGAUUUCCUGUCGUUUGAGACGUGUGGAGCCAUUAUGUCGUUUGCCCGGUUCGGCAUUACAGCAGUUGGCCAUGUGCGGCUUUUAUGAAGAUUUGGAGAAAGGUGUGACAUUAUUUCGAGCUGGCGAGCAAGGUCGCUUUUGGUAUGCCGUUCUAGGAGGCUCACUUGAAGUUCGCUAUCACGCUCCAGAUACUGACGGAAAGGCGCCUGUAACAUUGUGCAACCUCGGGGUGGGCGCUACAUUCGGUGAAUCCAUAUUGCAUGAUCUUCCGCGGGACAGCACUGUCGUCACAAAAACCACCUGCGAACUGCUUCGCGUGGAGCAACAGGAUUUUCGUCUCAUCUGGGAGAAGAAUAAAGAAUUAAUGAAUGAUAUAAUCACCAGCUGCAAAUUGAAGAAUGGAUUCGGUUCCGGUGUAUCACCAGUUGCGUCAUCGCCAACUAAACGCCCAUUAAGUCCAGACCAUCCGAAUCCCGCAUUACCAAUUACCGAGUCACCGAGUCCUAAUAUGAAUCGGAUGGGAUGGGCUCUGCGUAUUCUUCUCGUCGCUGAUAGCUCAAGUUGUCUGAGGGAUAGAAAAGUUGCUGGAAAAUUAAUACGGAAAUGUGCACCUGGCACCGAAUUAGUGGACUGGCUGGUGAAUUUAUCAUCCAUCGUUCACACCCGCGCCCAGGCAGCUGGUAUGUGGCAAGCGCUGCUCGAAGAAGGAGUGCUAUCGCAUGUUAAUAAAGAGCAACCUUUUAAGGAUAAAUGUUUCUUAUAUCGGUUCCGUGUUGACGAGGAGGGCACAGCUGGUGGAUACCCAACUACCGAGGACAUUAAUGCGGCCAAUGACUAUAUCCGCGAGUCUCUCAGCACGCUUUUUCAACGAAGCCCGGAUGCAACACUGCGAAUGAUUUUACGCAAACCAUCUCACGAACGCACUCCUGAAGAAUUGGAAUUGAUAUUUGAGGAGCUCCUUCAUAUCACCGCUCUUUCACACUUGUCGACGAGCAUUAAGCGUGAGCUGUCUUCCAUAAUUGUUUUUGAAUCGCAUGCUCAGGCCGGGACUAUACUAUUUAAUCAGGGCGACGAAGGUCGAUCCUGGUAUAUUUUGCUCAAAGGCUCAGUGGAUGUUGUGAUACAUGGCAAAGGCACUGUGGCAACUCUUAAGACUGGUGAUGAUUUUGGUAAACUCGCUUUAAUAAACGACGCGCCCAGAGCUGCUACGAUUGUCCUGAAGGAAAACAAUUGCCAUCUACUCCGCGUUGAUAAGGAACACUUCAAUCGCAUUUUGCGCGAUGUGGAGGCAAACACUUUGAGGCUGCAAGAACAUGGCAAGGAUGUACUAGUGUUGGAGCGAGUGGCCAAGCAGCGCGGACAACAUUCCGCAUUUAAAUAUACGGUCAUGUCGGGAACACCAUCCAAGAUGUUGGAGCAUUUGCUGGAAACUCGUCUUGGCGGUCAAGUCAGCGGUUUGGAUCCCUUUCUGGACGAUUUUUUGCUCACUCACAUUGUUUUCAUGCCGGUUGUGCAACUAGUGGAUGAAUUGGCUAAUUAUUUUCAUUGUGAUUCGAAUGAUGGCUCGCAAACACCCGAGGAUCGGGAGUACAUAAUCAAUUUCAAGAAGCGCGUUGUGCAAUUCAUGCAAAAAUGGGUGAUGGCCGUGCGGCAUGCCGCUUUCGAUGAGCCAAGUGUCUGUGAUUUUAUUGAGGAUUUGGCCGCUGAGAUAGAGGCUGAUUCAGAAUUGAGUGAGGAGACGAGUAUCAUACACAAUGUUUUAACACAAAUGGCCCGCUACCAGGAGGACCGCAACCAAAAUGCCGGACAGAAAUGGAAGCUACCGCCAAAUGGCCAACCCAUUUGCUUAUUCAGUGGCAAUGCCACGCCAUCAAAAACCGUUAUAAGACCUGAUGACGACAUUAUAUUCCGAGUAUAUUGCGCGGACCACACCUAUUGCACAUUACGUUUUCCUUUGCACACCACCGCCGAGCUGAUAAAAGCCUGCGCUGCCGACAAGCUACAGUUAAAUCGAGGACCAGAAGAUCUAAUAUUAGUGGAAGUCAAAUCGAAUGGAGAGCGCUCGGUCUUCAAGGAUAACGAUGUCAGCAUUCCUACUGGCCUUAGUCUGAACGGUCGGCUUUUCGUUUCUGUGAAGGAUCACUUGGAUGCCUUGACACCUCUACCCGAACAAGAGGCUCCAACAGAGGGCAUGGAUGUCGAUUUGGAAAUAUUAAGCACCAAGGAAAUAGCCUACCAAAUAACACUUUUCGAUUGGGAUCUCUUCUGGGCCGUACAUGAGUACGAACUUCUCUAUCACACAUUUGGGAGGCACCACUUUGGAAAGAUUACCGCCAAUUUGGAUGUAUUUUUGCGCCGAUUCAACGAAUUACAAUACUGGAUUGUAACUGAAAUCGUGUCAACGAGUAGCAUGAGUAAACGUGUCGGCUUGUUGAGAAAAUUCAUCAAACUCGCUGCAUACUGCAAGGAAUAUCAGAAUUUAAAUGCUUUCUUUGCCGUCGUUAUGGGACUCUCAAAUAUGGCGGUUUCACGUUUGAGUCAAACGUGGGACAAAAUUCCUUCAAAAUUUCGAAAACUGUUUCAGGAAUUCGAGGCUCUCAUCGAUCCCAGCCGCAAUCACCGCGCUUACCGUGUCGUUGUUGGCAAACUACAGCCACCUGUUAUACCGUUUAUGCCACUUUUGCUCAAAGACAUGACAUUCGCUCACGAGGGAAACAAAACGAGCUUGGAUGGACUGGUUAAUUUCGAAAAGAUGCAUAUGAUGGCACAGACAAUGCGCACAAUUCGAUUUUGUCGUUCACGUAGUUUGGGCCUUGAGCCACCAUCACCAAAGAGUGAAGCAGAAGUACGCCCCUACAUAAGUUGCCUGCGUGUUAUUGACAAUCAGCGGGUUCUAACGGCUCUGUCACAAAAAAUAGAACCGGCUCGCAAGACCUAAGGACAGGUACAGCAACGCAAUAAGCCAUAAGUUCAAAAGGGCAAAUAUCAAAAGCGUUACUAUUGGAAUAAUUCAGGCAACAUUUAACAUCCUCUAAGAUUGAGUCAACUAACUAUCCUGGAAAACUCCUUGCCCGAUACAUACAAAUUCAAGCCAAAUUUUUAUUAUCAUCUUAUCUAUAAACACAUGUGUAUGUAUAUGUACAUACGUAUGUACACUUAAACAAUUUAACAUGUAUUCAUGUGCAUGUACAUAUACUUGUAAAUGUACAUACAUACAAGCGUAGACAUAGAUAUUUUAUCGAAUUAUCGAAUUUCAACAUUUUACGCAUUUAAUGCAUUCUACAUAGUUUUCUUGCAUUUUUACACACAUUAAUUUCUUAUUUUGUGUAUAAUUUAGAAAAAAAUUUUAUUAUUUAUUUAGUCAAUGAUUUUACAUAUACAUACAUAACACCACAAAAAUUAGAAGUGUAUUCAUAUUAUUUACUAUAUGUAUGUAUGUAUAUUAGACUGUGUCAAAUAAAACGACUAAUUUUUAACCGACUUCACA